Cinclus cinclus is the source of this 2480-nucleotide messenger RNA. Its product is annotated as gamma-aminobutyric acid receptor subunit rho-1. Gene Ontology annotation, molecular function: GABA-A receptor activity; neurotransmitter receptor activity; extracellular ligand-gated monoatomic ion channel activity. Bases 16 to 1191 code for a protein of 391 amino acids. NCBI's taxonomy places the organism in Eukaryota, Metazoa, Chordata, Aves, Passeriformes, Cinclidae. Gene Ontology annotation, biological process: monoatomic ion transmembrane transport; nervous system process; chemical synaptic transmission. Gene Ontology annotation, cellular component: membrane; neuron projection; synapse. The record is from RefSeq and is a predicted model, not a curated record. The transcript is spliced from 8 exons.
GACCACGACUUCAGCAUGAGACCAGGUUUUGGAGGCCCUGCAAUUCCUGUUGGGGUGGAUGUCCAAGUUGAAAGUCUGGACAGCAUUUCUGAGGUGGACAUGGACUUCACCAUGACGCUUUAUCUGAGGCACUACUGGAAAGAUGAGAGGCUGUCAUUCCCCAGCACCAACAAUCAAAGCAUGACCUUUGAUGGCAGACUGGUGAAGAAGAUCUGGGUCCCUGACAUGUUCUUCGUGCACUCCAAGCGUUCCUUCAUCCACGACACCACCACAGACAAUGUCAUGCUGCGGGUCCAGCCAGAUGGGAAGGUACUUUAUAGCCUCAGAGUUACAGUAACAGCAAUGUGCAACAUGGAUUUUAGUCGCUUUCCCCUGGACACGCAGACAUGUUCCCUGGAGAUUGAAAGCUAUGCCUACACUGAAGAUGACCUUAUGCUCUACUGGAAGAAUGGGAAUGAUUCCCUAAAAACAGAUGAGAGGAUAUCGUUGUCCCAGUUCCUGAUUCAGGAAUUUCACACCACCACAAAGCUUGCUUUUUACAGCAGCACAGGGUGGUACAAUCGCCUCUAUAUAAACUUCACUUUACGCCGACACAUCUUCUUCUUCCUGCUCCAAACCUACUUCCCUGCCACUCUCAUGGUCAUGUUGUCCUGGGUGUCCUUCUGGAUCGACCGACGAGCAGUUCCUGCCAGAGUCCCGUUAGGGAUAACAACCGUGCUGACCAUGUCCACAAUCAUCACUGGGGUGAAUGCCUCCAUGCCUCGUGUUUCCUACAUCAAAGCAGUGGACAUUUACCUGUGGGUCAGUUUUGUGUUUGUCUUCCUCUCGGUGUUGGAAUAUGCAGCUGUGAAUUACCUGACAACAGUGCAAGAGCGGAAGGAGAGGAAACUGCGGGACAAGCCUGCCUGUGCAUGCAGCCUACCUCAGCCCCGGCCCAUGAUGGUGGACGGCAGCUACAACGACGGGGACGUGAACGAGCUGGGACACUUCAUGUCCCAUGAGGAUGGGGACAAGCAGGACCGCAUGAUGGUGCAGCUGGCGCUGGGCUCGGAGAGGGGCUCGGCCAGGAGGAAAAACCAGAGAUAUGUCAGCAUGCGGAUCGACACCCAUGCCAUCGACAAGUACUCCAGGAUAAUAUUCCCUGGGGCGUACAUUCUAUUUAAUUUGAUAUAUUGGUCCAUUUUUUCAUAAAGAUUCAUAACUUCUGUAGUCACACUGUUGUGACAUUAAAUAAAAGUACAGUCUCAUAGGCUAACAGAAAGAAAAUAGAGAAUUGUUUUGAUUGGAAGGAAGACUGAUUUUUUUUCCAGGAUUUUUUUUUUUUUUUUUAAUUAGAGGCAACUAAUUUGUGGCAUAAAUAAUUGUGGAAGUUUCACAUGUCAGCAAAAUAUAGGAUAUACAAUGAAAAAUUUUAUACUUAUUUAAAGAUGUGCUACAUUCCUUCUUGUGCCUCACAGGCCACUGUAAACUAUUUUAACAAGUGACUAUAAUUGCCAGUUGCUUCUAUAUGGUGCAUCCUCCACUUUGUGCCCCUGAAAUCCUAAUUCUCUGGGUACCUGAGUGCAUGCAUACAUCCUCAGCUCAGCAGUCUGACCACAUUCAAUACCAAUAAUUACAAGAAUAUACAAAUACUUGCAUGUUUGCAGGAUGAGGUCAGAAAUGGGAAUUACAAACACAAAAUAUCCAGUACUGGGAAACGCUUUGGCAGGGCUAUUGAUGGUUACAUCUUCCACAGCUUAAUGCAUGACUCAUUUAGCAGUACUUUCAAACUUGUGCUUUGUCUUAAUAGUAUUUAAAACGUGGAAAUAUUUCCAAACUGUCUUGACUAGGUUUUUAAAAUAUGAGUUGCAAUGUACAUUUAAUGAGGAAUGAACAAAAGCCAGACUUCCUGUAAUGGCAACCAAAUCCUCUGGGAAACAUAGGAGCUCUCCUUGGAUCUGCUUAUUUGGGUCACUGGUUGUUUUGCUCUUCAUUUUCCAGGGUAAGGUUCUCUCUACAAAAUGAUCCAGUAAAAACAAUCUGUAGUCUAUGAAAAUAAACCCAAACCACUUCAGGAGAAGUCUCUUCCCUCUGAUAUAGUCUGGGCAUUACCAGCCUGUAUAAGCCUGAAAACCUGUUGCAGCCUGCAAUGCCAGCAGUAGUUGUACUUGCUUCCAGGAAAAUCUGGGUUCAUCUGUUUGUAGUAAAAGCAUAAUAGAAAGGUGCUCAGCAGCUGACAAAGCAGUAGUAAAGACUUUACAAGAGAUACCAUGCCAAAACCUUUGGAAUGAAGUAAGAAAUCAUCUGACACCAUAAGGCAGCAGCUCCACUGCAGACACAGGUACAACAGAAUCUGCUUUCAUGCUGCAUUGUCCUCCAGCAUUCUGCAGCACACCAUGCCCUCAGAAAAGGCUCAGCACCUUCCAAGGCAGAGAAAGGGGACACAGCUGGAGCUGGGGGCAGUUGGCAUUGACAUGAGUCCCAAUUCUCCAACACAGAGU